AAGGAGGCAGCUGGCCCCGCGGGGGCGACGAAGGGACUGGCUCUGGGAGUCGGAACGAGCCGGAGCGCGUCACCCCCUUCCCGCAGAGGUAGUCGCUCGUGUCCCGCGGGCUCGUUGUGUCGCCCCGCAGUGCUGCAGCUACCGCGGCACCAUGGCUGUGCUCGUCGUGCUCCUGUCCGUGUUGGUGGCGGGUGUCCUGGGCAAUGAGUUUAGCAUCUUAAGAUCACCAGGGUCUGUUGUUUUCCGAAAUGGCAACUGGCCGAUACCAGGAGAGCGAAUCCCAGAUGUGGCUGCACUGUCCAUGGGCUUCUCUGUAAAAGAAGACCUUUCCUGGCCAGGACUGGCAGUGGGUGACCUGUUCCACCGGCCUCGGGCCACUGUCAUGGUGGUGGUGAAGGGAGUGGACAAACUGGCUCUGCCUCCCGGCAGUGUCAUUUCAUACCCGCUGGAGAAUGCAGUUCCUUUUAGUCUUGACAGCGUUGCAAAUUCCAUUCACUCCUUAUUUUCCGAAGAAACUCCUGUAGUUUUGCAGUUGGCCCCCAGUGAAGAAAGAGUGUAUAUGGUGGGGAAGGCAAACUCCGUGUUUGAAGAUCUCUCGGUCACUUUACGGCAGCUUCGUAACCGCCUGUUCCAGGAAAGCUCCAUUCUCAAUUCCCUCCCCCUCAAUUCUCUGAGCAGGAACAAUGAAGUUGACCUGCUCUUUCUUUCUGAACUGCAAGUGUUACAGGACAUUUCAAGUUUGUUGUCACGACAUAAGCAUCUAGCCAAGGAUCACUCUCCAGAUCUGUAUUCGCUGGAGCUGGCAGGCUUGGAUGAAAUUGGGAAGCGCUACGGGGAAGAGUCUGAGCAGUUCCAGGAUGCUUCUAGGAUCCUUGUGGACGCCCUGCAGAAGUUUGCAGAUGACAUGUACAAUCUUUAUGGUGGGAACGCCGUGGUAGAGUUAGUGACUGUCAAAUCAUAUGACCCAUCCCUCGUGAGGAAGACAAGGACUAUCCUUGAGACCAGACAAGAGAACCCAACAACUCCCUACAACCUUGCAUAUAAGUAUAACUUUGAGUACUCUGUGGUUUUCAACAUGGUACUUUGGAUAAUGAUUGCCUUGGCCUUGGCGGUGAUUGUCACCUCUUACAACAUCUGGAACAUGGAUCCCGGAUAUGAUAGCAUCAUUUACAGGAUGACAAACCAGAAGAUUCGAAUGGAUUGAACUUUCCUUAUGUCAGGCUUAGAAAAGGAGUUUAGAAAUCGGCUGUUUUAUUAAAAUGUAUCUUUUAGUGUGGUUUAAAGUAGAUAGUAUAAAUUUAUAAAAAAAAAUUUUUGUUCUCUAUUUUGUCUGUGCCUGUGAUGCCUUUUUUAGAGUGAAUUAUAGUAUUGAUAUGAACUGAAUUGUGACAUAGAUUACAUAAUAUGCUCGAAUAUUACAAUAUAGCCAUUUAAUAUAAUUUCAUUCCAUUUAAUAAAGUUGGAAAUAUGCACUGAAUGAAAUGUGAAACACUUAGAAUAGCCUGUGUUAUUUAUGUUGGAGAAAUGCACUGAAUUUAUUAGAGAAACUUACCAACACUUAACUCCUCACACAAGACAGGAGAAAAUAAUGUCUGGGCUACUGUAUUGAUGAACCUCUUGUAAAUGUCCUAAUUUGAUGCAAACGUCUCUGAAACAGAAAAGCACUCUAACUUAGUGCAGCCCUGAAACCUGGAUGUGCUUAUACAGUCGCUUAGUUCUGGAACUGUCUGAUGAUGGACAGGGUAGCUGGCUUCUAACUCCAGCAAGUUUGUGGUCCAUUUGGUCUAAUAUAGAUAUUGAAACUCCUGCAUUGAUCUAUGGAGAGACUAGCUUUGUGGGGUAUAGAUGCUUGUAAUGAUACACACAGUAACAGAUCUUUGGGAAAUAUCUUGAGGCAUGAAUCUAAAAUGUUUUGGCUUCCGAAACUCUUCACCUGUGAAGUUGCUCUGUUAGUGCUACAGUUUCAUUCCGUGGAGUAGUAAGUGGAAGGGGAUGAUUUCUACUUUUCAUCUGGAAGUGGACCAAUGUCUGUGAAGAGUGACAAAUAAAGUUAAUAAUUCCAAA
This is a messenger RNA of Oryctolagus cuniculus (rabbit), 2064 nucleotides long. RefSeq names its product ATPase H+ transporting accessory protein 2 (gene ATP6AP2). The record is from RefSeq and is a predicted model, not a curated record. NCBI's taxonomy places the organism in Eukaryota, Metazoa, Chordata, Mammalia, Lagomorpha, Leporidae. Gene Ontology annotation, cellular component: external side of plasma membrane; membrane. Gene Ontology annotation, biological process: positive regulation of Wnt signaling pathway. Gene Ontology annotation, molecular function: signaling receptor activity.